GUAAACUUUCUUGACGGUCGGGUAGCUUAACACGUGGCAGUUGUAUGGCCAUCAUAUGCCUAACUUACUCCCAUUUUUAUCAUGCAGUUGAUUCGACCUACAUUUCAUGUUCUCCAUUAAGAUGACAUUUCUACCACGGCUUCCGAGGUGCUUUUUACCCGGUCGACGGGUGUUUUCUUCCCGGUUGGUGACGGGUGUUUUUGAAAGAUGCCCGUGUCUUUACGCUACAAGCACGAGGAAAAAACAUUCAAGACGAUUUCUUAGCUACCAGGAAGGAUUUCUGACUCGCGGAUUUCGAUCAAAGGUGACUGGACAUGAAAAGGUUACAGGGCCAUUAUUAUGUGAAGAGGGGGAGAGGGCUAGGGAAAAAUGUUUGGCAAGGAUUAAAAAAAAAUUGCAAGGACCCCCUCCCAGGCCAGGAAAUAGCAAGUGCCCCCUCUUUUAAUAAGUUAUUUAAUUUUGACCCUCCCCUCCCCCCCAUAAUUUUUAGGUGUUGGUGAUGCAGUUUUGUUUUUAUAAUGGGGUGUAUCAAGUUGACCCACCAAUACACUGGGAAAAGCCAUUUUCUUAGCGGUGACCCCUCCCCCUGUUGGGACUUCCUUAUUUGGCCUAAACAAUAUUAUUAUAUGCUGCUAAACAGGGUAUGGUUUUUAGGGUCUUGAGUCGUAAACAGGGUAUACAAUCUCACUUUUUACGAUCUUGAACAGGUUGUUAUUGGACCUUUUUAAGCUGUCCGAACUACUAAAAUGAAUUACUAACAUACACAACUGAUGAAAAUCAGUUACAAGCCCUUUGAUAUCCCUUUAUGGGAUUUUCUCAUCAGUUUAUGUCUGCCAACUCUCUUGUUGCCUGCAGAUUGAAAACUUUAAUCUCAUGCCAGCUUGAGUCUUUUGUUUUUGAUAACAACAGGGCAACAAUGUUAUUUUAAUGGGGAGUCCUGGAGCUGGCAAAACAGCUGUAGGUAGAAUCCUGGGACAUCGCUUGGGAAGAAAAGUAGUUGAUAUUGAUGAUGAUGUCUUGGAAACUGUGUGGGGAAUGUCAGUCGCAGAUAAGGUAAGGUAUGAUCAAAGAAAGAAAGAAACUAAGAUAUAAAAAGCUGCUUUGAACAUUCCAUUAGUCCAGUCUGUUCCAUUAUUUCUGUAAGUCUACAAAUUCUUAUCCGUUCCAACCUUCUUCAAGUCCCAGGCUGUAAUCAGAGACCAGGGGUGGAGAUAAAUGUAAUCCUGCAGUGUAUAACUGCUAAACAUGCUGUGGCAUGUAGCUGCUAUACUGCUAUGAACAGAAAAUGCCUAAUCUUUGUCUACUUUUUCCAAAGAUGUCCUAGUCAAAAGUAAGUGACAGCCUUGAAGUCCAUAAAUUUCAGUCAAAUGCAGUCAUUCAAGGGCCAAUGAGAAAGGCUAGUGUAGCAGUUUAUUAGCCAUCAUUUAGUGUCAUAAAGGAAACUGCCUUUCAUUAUCAUGUUUUCCACAAGUCAUGUCAGAACCCUUAUCUUAGCUGUAGUAUUAAACAUACUUUAUUUCCCAACCUUUUCUGUGUUAUUGAACAUUAUUAUUAUGAGAAGAAAUUAUUAAAUGCUCUUUGAGCUACUUUUGGGUUACUGUUAGCUGUUUUAAGAGCUUAAAGGGUGGAGCAACUAGGCAAGAAUUCCUUUAAUGCUGACUUGUAUUCUCUUAUACAUGUAGCUCUCACAGGUUGGAUCAGAUGGCUUUGUUGAUGCCGAGGGCCAGGCUCUCUUGCAGUAUUCUACUAAUGACGCCGUGAUUUCCCUGAGUGGUUCUAAUCCAAUGCACAAGAAAGCUAUGGAACACGUCAAAUCCCUUGGGACGGUUGUGUAUUUGGAUGUAGAGGAUGGUGAUAUUUUGAAUCGACUAGCUGAGAUGAAAGUGAAUCGGAUUGUUGGACAGAAUGAAGGUGAAGUGAUUUACAAAUAUGUUUGCCACUUAAAUUUCUAAGAGAUACAGUACAGUUUAAUAUUCAAAAUAUAGCUGGCAGAAAAUAAUAUUGGGAAAACUGCAGGAGAAAAAGACAUGUCUUUCAAGCGUGCCCUUCAUUGACAUCUUUGAAUGGUUUUCCUGGAAAUCUUGUACCCAGAUCUCACUGGUGUCAGUGUGACCGUAAGGAAUCUGGGUACAAGUUUAGGUUCCUGUUAAAGAAAAAAUAAGCGAUAAUUUUCAGGGAUAGAAGUCUUCUAGUUUCACAAUAGGUGCAUGAAUUUUUUAAACCACAUAUUACAAUCUGCUAUGGCAACAAUUUAAGUGUAAAAUUUGUAGUUCAGUGGGUAGGUAUUCUCUGUUUCUAGUCUAAAUUGUGCUGCUGAAUACAAUAUGGUAUAGAGUGCGUGAUGGUCGCCUCUUUGUAGGUCUGUAGAUUUUUCAAUAAAGGUAAAGUAUGAAAAUAAAGAGUUUCAAAAUUCCAAUGGCACACCUUCACCUAGACUGCAAAACAUUCCGUAUUUUUGCGUAUUGAAGUACACGCGAGCAGUCAAACAAAAGGUCUGGAACGAGGCUGAAAACAGAGAGCAAGACUGGGGAGAGACGCUACGGGCGUGUAAGGCUCGCGCGCGCCACGCUUUACGGAUUUCUUUACUGAUUUUGAGAAAAAAAACCUUCACCAUAAAUCGGUCAAAGUACACCUCUCUCCCACCCCCUUCGUUGUUCCCUCGCACUAGCUGAUCACGUGAUUUUUAUUUCAGGGAUAAGUAUGAGUGAGAUUCUUCAAUAUCGGAAGCAAUUUUACGAGUCCAGCUACGAUGUUCGCAUCACUUGCGCUCGAGGUGAUUCUGCUGAAGAAAUUGCAGACAAAGUGUUCCAACAUCUAAUGGACUCCGCGGCUGAUGCGGGAUACGUCAGCACAAGAACGGAAUACCCGGAUGGGGAAGAAAGUCCGGGGUUUUUAGAUGUCGUAUUGGAAGGUCUAGCCCCUGAUGGAGGGUUAUAUGUACCGAAGGAAAAGAUACCGCAUCUCUCUCUAGGUUAGUUUUCUAGGUGUCUUACUUUGUUUAGCGGGCUUUUGCGCAUUUUCCAUUACUCCCAAGCGCCUGCUACAUUUUCAGGGGUAUCCAACGAGAAUAUAGUUCAAAACCACUUAAACAUAGCAUUGUUAAACGUAUUUUAGUAUUUAAACGGUGGAUAUAGGCAUAUUUUUCUCCCCUAGAAAGUUUUCAUCUGUUCGGAUUUCCUAGCUGAAAGUCUAGUCAUCCGAAAAUUAUAGGGAUCAAAACUUUUUCGACAAUUUUUAGCCAGAAAAAAGGCUCCCGAAAAUUCUAGGUGACCUUUUUAGGGUAAAAAUCCGUUAAAAACGGGCAAUUAUACCAUUUGUUAGAUUUUCUAAAAUCCUAGGAGAGGCAGGCAAGCAAGAAAUUCUACAACAAAUGUUCCGAAAAUUCUAGAUCUCAAAUCGUCUUCCGAACAGAUAUUUUCCGAAAAUUGACGUUCGGUGCCCCUGAUUGUUGCUUGACGACACAAAAAUGGCAGCGUAGGAGACUAGCAUGAUCUAGCCUUCGACGCGGACGUUCUCAGGGCUUCAUCACUUUUGAAGAGGAAAGAACGCGUAACAAACGUCUGCGUGGGAGACUACGGUGAUCUCAACAGUUUUUGGAAGACCCUUCGUAGAUGGUCCAGCUGAAUUUCUUUACAACCCACCUUGGCUACUCUGCAGACCGGCUGCCUUCUCUAUAAGCCAACUUAGACAGCCGUGUGAAAGUUAGCCGUUCCUUACUCCAGUUUAGAAACGAGAAGGGAACUGGAGCCGAAAUGUUUCCCACAAUUGUGUCUGGGAUCGUAACUGGGGACGCGCCAGUCAGCUAAUUACUUGGGAACUUAAGCAAAGACAUUUUUGAGGGAUGCACGUUAACUGCAACGCGGCUUUUCGCAUCCUUGGGCAGUGGUUUUACCCAAUUUUUCUGCAAUCUUCUUUACAAGAGAAAGGACUCUUAGCAGUACAAUUUUAGUAGCGUUUAGGCAUGUUAAAUGAGAAAAGGCUUCACUUCCGCUUGACGUACUUCCGGUUGACGUACGUCGCUCAAAAACGUCCUUGCUUAAGCUGCCUAAUAUUGACCAUUUUCCCCUUAUCCCUAGUAACAGUCCCAGAAGUCUUUCCGAUAGUUAACUCGAUCCAGUUUCUUUCUCGUUUUGACAGUGGCGCCUUUGUUCCUACUUUAGGUCAGUGGGAACGACUUGUAAACUGCAGCUACAAAGAAAGAGCGUUACGCAUUCUAGAAACAUGGUUAUCACCUACCGACCUCCAUCCCUCUAUCCUUCAGUCCAUGGUAACUAAGGCAUACUCUCACAACUUUCAACACGAGGCGAUAGCUCCUCUUGUCAAACUUAAUGACCAGUAUUAUGUGCAUGAGCUGUUUCACGGACCAACAGCGUCCUUCAAAGAUCUUGCCUUGCAGUUAACGCCGCAUUUUUUUAGCGAAGGUAUCUCUAGGAGGUCGACAUCUGAUGGACCUGUAAAAUUUCUGAUUCUUGUCGCUACGUCUGGUGAUACCGGAAGCGCCGUGCUGGAAGGUUUCAAGGGUAUGUAUGAUUAGUGUAAAGAAUAUAUGGUGGAAGCUCUCGUAAGCGGACACGCUCAGGACGCGUAAAAGGUACCCUUAAGUGGAGCUGGCCGCUUAGGGGAAUGUAAAAAUAUAGAAUUUGUAUCGGAGUUGAGAAAAACGGGGUCUUGUGAAGGCAGCCGUAAGUACAAGAGCUGUCCGCUUACGAGAGUGUUCGUUAGGAAAGCUUCCGCUGUAUGCGGAACAUUUCCCAAGCCAAAAGUAAGUUGCUGUUGACACAAGAGGUCAAAUUGACUCGCGCAUGAAAUCUGCUGCGCUCCAGUUGAAUUGGUUUCACACAGGAAACGUCUUGGGUAUGACACAUGCCCUUGGGUACCUAAAAUUUACAGGCACCAGUUCUUAGUGAUACCUUUGGCCUGCGUAGCUUGUGGGGUCGUUAUGUCCGGGGUGCUUUCUUGGCGUGUAGGUGCGAGGGAUUUUCGCUAACGGCGAAUUGCAAUUUGAUUUGUUCCCAAUCUUCUCGCGCUCCACCAUCAAAAGACUACAGUACUCGCUUGCUAUUCCCACCAGUGUCGCGGGCUAGUGAUACCUGGAAGUGCAUCAUUCGUUUCUUGGUGCCUCUUUAAUCUGAUAGAUAUUUCCAUUUAUUUGCAAAGGCAACGCUAAAACCUCAGUCAUGGUCCUCUACCCAAAGGAAGGAGUCAGUGAAAUCCAGAAAGCGCAAAUGGUAUCCGCAGAUGACCCGAAUACGCGUGUUAUUGGAGUAAACGGUGACUUUGACUUCUGUCAAACUGCAAUAAAGACAAUCUUCAACGAUUUAUCCUUUAAUAAAAAACUUAUGGACACUUUUAGUGUGCAGUUAAGUGCCGCGAACUCCUUAAACUGGGGUAGGCUACUACCACAAGUUGUGUAUCACGCCUCUGCUUACUUGGAUCUUGUGAAAUCCGGAGCGAUUUCGAUGGGCGAAAUGGCAGAUUUAUGUGUACCAACAGGAAAUUUCGGCAAUAUUCUGGCAGCGUACUAUGUCAAGGUAAGAUAUUAUACUGAAUCCGGGGUGUUUUCUAUGGGUUUCUUGUCAAAACUGUUUGGGAAUUUUAUGGAAUAGCAAAUUCAUGAUUACCAAAAUGAAAUUUACGCAGUAUUCCGGAGGCGUGGAGUUAAGGUCAGUAUGUUAAAAACCUUAUAAACUCUGAGCUGUUUUUCCCACAGGAAAUGGGAAUACCUUUCAACAACCUGGUUUGUGCGUCAAACGAGAACAACGUUCUAACAGAAUUUUUCCACACGGGAUCAUACAACAUGGCAACGCGUCACCUGCAACAAACCAUCUCACCAUCCAUAGAUAUCCUUAAAUCAUCCAAUCUAGAGAGACUCAUUUAUCACGCUUCUGGGAGUGGAACAGUUGUGGCCAAUUUGAUGAGGUUGCUGGAAGAAAACAAGGUCUUUAAGGUUAGUGCAGGUCUUGCCUGAGAACCUUUGGUUUCCCCGCGAAAUGACGUCAGAGGAGCAAGCGAAGAAAUUCCAUACUGAUGACAUGUCACUACCCACAUCUGGGUAGUUCUUCCGAUUGGUCGUGCCGCGAGAGAAAUUUGCUUCAACCAAUCAGAAGCACAGCUCAGAUCUGUGUGGUGACGCGUCAUCAGUAUGGAACUUCUGCCCUGAAUCCUCUGACGUCAUUUCGCAGGGAAACCAGUUGAUGGCGUCGCCAAAUGUCGACCGUUUUCUCAGGCCAGCACAAGGCUUCAUCUCCCCAUGCGAUAGCCCUGUUAGUGCAGGUUGUGUCUAGGUUUCCUCUCUCAGCGAACUGCAGUUACAUUUCGCGAAAGAACUGUGCCAUUUCGUGCUAUACUUUCGCGCUGUUUUACUGAUCUCUGUAAGCUGCGAACGGUUCGCUAAUACCUAUUUUAAGCAACCGUGACGGCGACAAUAGCAAGGAAUUCCUAUAACUACGAGGAAAAGAUCAUUAAACGUUUCUAGGAAAAUGCCCACCUACCCCUCCCUAAGUCAACAUUUUGCCGUAAGUGAGAAGUAAGUGUUAAUGGCUUAGGGGAGGGGUGAGUGGGCAGUUAAUGCACCUCUCCCCAACUUCCCAACCCGACAUGCGCGAUCUUCAUUUCAGUACAUUUCUUUGCCUUUUUUUGCAACGGCAACUUGUACUGUUUGACGUUAAGUGUAGAGCCCACGUACCUUUUUUUUAACUGAGGCCGUUUUUGUCACCUUACGAGCAGAGCCUGUAUUCGUCUUCCCGCGAGGACUGACGCCAAAAUCAAGCAGCCGAAAAGAGAAAGGCUCUGCCGACAGGGCGAAGUUUUGUUUGCGUCGCCGUCAUAAUUGCGUAAAACUUGGCUCUUUACGCUUUUCUUGGUUGGAAAUUGUUUAAAAAGCAAAGAAGUAGCGCAUUUGUUUCAAACUUUAACCUUGUUGCCGGACGUGAGACACGCUGUAACGGUGUUAAAAGCUUAACACGUCUCGAAGUGUCAAUGCCAUUUUCUUAGAUUUCAGAUGACCUUAGAAACGAACUAUCCACCAUUUUCAAAGCCGCCUUUACCUCAGAAGAAAGGUGUCUGGAUACAAUUAGAUCCACCUUUAAACACACAGGGUACGUAAUGGAUACCCACACAGCUGUCGCAAUGGACAUCGCCAGCCGCUUUGCACAUCCUAAUCGACCAAUGAUCAUAUCCGCUACUGCGCACUACAGCAAGUUUGCCUACGAUGUUCUAACUGGCCUUCGUCAUUACCCAUCAUCUCACCACCCCGCGGAGUUGUUCACAAGUUUGCGCAAGCUUGACGCUCGACCACCGUUGCAUGCAAGUCUUGAAUUUGUUGUUAGUCGGCCCAAAUUACAGAAUGCAGUCUGCGAAGCUGACAUCAGUACACUGAUGGAAGAAAUAGAAAUCUUUUUGAAGCGAUAAUAUUUUUAGAUAUGAACCAGUUUAACCCUACACUGAUCUGGGGGUAUCCGGUCGUUUCGAUCCGGCUGCAAAGUCGUCAC
Messenger RNA from Porites lobata, 7490 nucleotides. Lineage: Eukaryota; Metazoa; Cnidaria; Anthozoa; Scleractinia; Poritidae. The record is from the annotation of a GenBank genome assembly.